AAGAAACUUCAGCACAGUUUUCCACUUUGUAAUCAUAUAAUGUAAAUGUAUAUCAAUGCAAACUCAAGAGAGUGGUAGUAAUAAUAUUUUCAUGCUCUUUGAGCAUACACAAAACAUUUCAUUUAUUCACGUUCAUUACUUAUUUUACUUGUUGUUGUUGCGUUACUCUCAAAUACCCCUACCAACUGUCAAGGACUAUUACAACUGAAAAGCUGUUCAGUUGAAUAUUGAUUUCUUUUUGACUCAACCUAACAUUAUAUCCUCUUGGCUCCACGGUGGAAACAUUCUAGCAAAUUCCCUUACUAUUUUAAAAAUAUUAUUUUUUAAUUCUAACCAAAACCAGUAAUUUAAUCCCAAAAGCUUACAUUUGAAAUAACAAUAAAAGUGAACACUUGCGUAAUACAAAUUGAAUAGUUGGGAGUUUUAAGUUUCAUAAAAUCAAGUGCAAAGCGUAAAGCAUACAAGAUUUCUCAUCUACUUGAGAAUCCGCUCCAUCAAUCGCCUUCGGCUUCGGGCACUGUGAUUGUGGAGAGAACGGAUUUUUAUAACGUGGCCAGCGGCGACAUCAUCAGAACGCAGCACAGCAAAGUGCACCCUAGUCCGGGGGCCGCCCGCAGUGUGUGGGCGUUGCCCCUGACAUCAUGUAACAUGGUCGCUGAAGAGGAUAGCGCCGCCAACACGGAAGAACGUCCGCACUCACCACCGUCAUUACGACGCGGUGUACGUAGCGGUGUAGGUGUGAACAAUGUUGGCGGCAGAGUUGGACACACCGCUGCCGGAGAUGGCGCCAUCGAUGACCAUGAUGAUAGCAACAUACUGCUGUUCGAGGGCAUUGACGGUGCUAUGGCACAUUUGGAUGAUAUAUUCGAUGUGAUCAAGAAUGGCGAAGUAUGUGAUGUGGAAAAUUUGGUGGAGAAAUUCGGUAUAGAAUGUUUGUCGGCACGUGAUAGACACGGUUAUACGCCGGGUCAUUGGGUGGCGUUGAAUGGCAAUGUUGAAAUGAUGCGUUAUUUAAUCGAACGCAAUGCACCAGUUGAUCUACCUUGUUUGGGUACACAAGGUCCACGACCCAUACAUUGGGCGUGUCGAAAAGGUCAUGCGGCUGUGGUGCAAGUGUUGUUGCAGGCUGGUGUUGCCGUAAAUGCGGCGGAUUUUAAGGGUCUAACACCGCUAAUGAGCGCCUGUAUGUAUGGCAAGACAGCAACGGCUGCUUACUUGCUCGGCAUGGGUGCAUUAAAUCAUCUAACGGAUAUAAAUGGUGACACCGCUUUGCAUUGGGCAGCCUAUAAGGGUCAUGCCGAUCUCAUGCGCUUGCUAAUGUACUCUGGUGUUGAGCUACAGAAAACGGAUAAUUUUGGUUCGACGCCAUUACAUUUGGCUUGCCUUUCGGGGAAUAUGACCUGUGUACGAUUGUUGUGUGAGAAAUCCAAUAUGGAUUUAGAACCGCGUGACAAGAAUGGUAAAACACCGAUAAUGUUGGCGCAGGCACAUCAACAUCAGGACAUUGUGCGUUUGCUUUAUAACGAAGUUAAGAAAAAAUCACGUUGGAUUCCGUCGAUUUCAGAAAUUUGGGGCUGGUUAUUUGGUGGAGCUGGCGAUUCAAAGGGCCCGCUGCUACUAUUUCUAUUCUCAGUGUUAUUAUGGGGAUAUCCAAUGUAUAUGAUAAGGGCUAUACCAAUUACCUGGAACAUACUGCGUCGCUCACAUUACUGUUUCAUCUAUUGGAAUGCUGUCAUGUGGAUCAGUUGGGUCAUAGCGAAUCGCCGUGAUCCCGGCUAUAUACCGCUCAGUUCGGACGCUUACUAUCGCGCCAUCAAACAGAUACCGUAUUUUGAUAAGUUGAAAAAGCGCAACGUUAUAUUGACGCGCCUCUGUCAUAGCUGUCGUUGCUUGCGACCGUUGCGUGCCAAACAUUGUCGCGUGUGUAACCGUUGUGUAUCGUAUUUCGAUCAUCAUUGUCCGUUCAUUUAUAAUUGUGUGGGCUUGCGAAAUCGUAUGUGGUUCUUCUUGUUCGUGCUUUCAGUGGCUGUGAAUUGCUCGUUUACAAUUUACUUUGCCUGUUACUGUGUAAUGAUUGAGGGCUUUACAUUGCUCUAUGUGUUGGGCUUGUUAGAGGCGGUGGUCUUUUGCGGACUCGGUUGGAUAUUGACUUGCACUUCGAUCUUACAUGCCUGCAUGAAUUUGACUACGAAUGAGAUGUUCAACUAUAAACGUUAUCCAUAUUUACGUGACAAACGUGGACGUUAUCAGAAUCCAUUCUCACGUGGACCCAUACUGAAUUUAUUGGAAUUCUUUGUCUGCCUACCCGAUCGGAUUGAUGAAAAUGAUCUACUUAUGGAGGAUAAUAUUUGAUUGAAAACUUAGGUACGCGCUCAUGCGCGGCGCCGUAAAAUACCAGCACAUGGAUAAUAAAUAGCUUAAUUCAAAUUGGGGGGCGGGCUUAUAAGAACCCCUCCAGGCAACUAAAUGCACACCGAACGGAAGAUGGCUAUUUAGCUUAAAUAUAAAUUCACUUCACGGCUUAAGUCUACAAAGCAUUAUUACAAAAAAAAAACCAAAACGAGAAUGACUGCAAAUUUGUGACGACUUAUGUGGCGUAUAUUGUUCCGAAGAAACUUGAAAAACAAAUUUAAAGGAAAUUCAGCGUUGCAAGAUGUACGAAAUAAUAAUUUUUGUACUGAAAUUAACACCGAGAUCGUCUAAAUCCCCUGUUCUGGUUAUCAAUCAAAAACAAAUUUCAAGCAUUACUUGAAAUAAGAAUAAUAUUAUGGAUUAACACAGCUGUUUUGGAACGAAUAAUCGCUUAGUACAAUUUUCGAGAGAUUUUAAAGCGAAAAUCAACACAUUAUACAAAUUUGUCUCAUUUGUUUUAUCUAUACAAAAUUUAUUUGUUUAGCGCAAAAUUAUUUUAUUAAUUUGAAAGAGUGCACCAAGAUGUUACAGCUAUUAUCUUUACUCGGUUCAUUAUCAAAUUGUCUAGACUAAUAUGACAUAGGAAAAUUGCUAAUUGAAUACAUUAAGUAAAUGUAUGAAACAACCAUAAACGAAAGACUUUAUUGGAAAAUUAUUUAAAUAUUUCGUUUCAAAGUGCUUUCCAACGAUUCUGAUCGAUGUGACCGAAACGAACCGGAUUUGUCUUACAAAGAACAUAUUUCAAAAAAAAAAAAAAUUGUUACAAAUUAAUUAUAAAUUGUUUGUAGCCUUUAUAUUGUGUAACUUAAUGUACGGUGUUACGAAUAGCGCUAGAAAUAAGAUUAACAUUCCUAAACGCAGUAUAUCAUAACAGCCUUAUCAAUAACUAAUACUGAGAAAAAAAAAAAACGAAAUUUUCUUGAAAGUAUUGAUGUUACCAACAAUGUAAAUUGCUAGAAAAUUAAUAAAAAGCAAUAAAAAAGUAGUUGUAUGAACUCGCCUAGCACCCAAAUACUCCCCAUAGCAGUAAAAAAAAGUUUCGCAUAAUGCUAUUUUAAUGGUUUUAAAUUCAUAAUAUGUUGUAUUUCAAAAAAAGAAAAUGCAUACUAGCAUACUAUGUCUAGCUUAAAGAAUGUAAAAAUAAAUAUAUAUAGUUUGUUGUUCACACGAAAGCUCUAGUGGCAUAAUCGUAAAUAAAAAUAUUGCAUAUUAUGGAAAAAUACAAAUAACUAUUAUUUAUAUAAUAAUUUGUUAGAUACUUUUGUUCAUUUGACUCAAAUAGUACUCAAAUUUCUUGCUUUUUUAUUGUAUUUUUGGUUGUAGUUACUUGUAGAUUGGUAUAAAAUAUUAUACAAGUCCCGCUACAAAGGGACACCUACAAACGACAUACAUAUAAACAUAGAAAACAAUACAUACAAAUUGUUAAUAUUGUAUUAAA
Messenger RNA from Zeugodacus cucurbitae (melon fly), 3850 nucleotides. RefSeq lists its product as uncharacterized. Gene Ontology annotation, cellular component: Golgi membrane. The coding region runs from base 649 to 2352 and encodes 567 amino acids. The transcript has 3 exons. Gene Ontology annotation, biological process: protein palmitoylation. The record is from RefSeq and is a predicted model, not a curated record. Lineage: Eukaryota; Metazoa; Arthropoda; Insecta; Diptera; Tephritidae. Gene Ontology annotation, molecular function: palmitoyltransferase activity; protein binding.